CUAAUUUGGGAUAAACUUACAAGAUUUCAUAUUCAAUCUCAGAACAGCUUACCCGAAUCGACAGAAUGGUUCUUAGCACAAUGAAUGCCUUGGUGGUGGAGGUGCCAGAGAAUGGUUCCAAGCCUGAGCUCAUUAAAAAACGAAUCUCGCCGCCAAUGCUUGAACCUCACGAAGCCCUGGUCAAGGUUGCAACUGUAGCACAGAACCCAACGGAUGUCCAGGCUUUUGACCUAAACCUUUUCGGCAACGGCGCUGUGCUUGGUUGUGACUUUGCAGGCAAAGUCGAGCGUCUUGGUAAAGAAGUCUCUAAAAUUGCAGAGGGCGAUACGAUCGCUGGCCUUCUCUGGGGUGGCGAAGUCAAAGGUCUAGGAGCAUUUAGUGAAUACACGAAGGCCCAUGAAAGUAUCUGCUUCCGAGUGCCUAAGAAUGUUUCACUCCGAGAGGCUGCCACUGUACCGCUAGCGUCUUUGACGGCUUGGCUUGCCUUCUUUUCGAAAGAUAGUCUCAAUAUUGACCGCACCCAAUCGGACACUGUUGUGUUGAUUUGGGGCGGAAGCUCGAGCGUUGGGCAAUACGCCAUUCAGAUUGCAGCAAUCUUUGGGUUCAAGAUUGUCACAACUUGCAGUCCUCACAGUUUCGACCUUGUCAGGUCACUUGGAGCAUCCCACGUAUUCGAUUAUAACGAUUCUGAUGUGGUGAAAUCGAUCAAGGAUACCGCACCUGGUUUGCGAUAUGUGUUCGACACCAUUGGCAACAAAAUGUCUUCCACAACCGCAUCCCAAGCCAUUGAUGAGACUGGCGGCACCCUCACUACUGUCAGGCCUGAUAAGAGCCUCACUGAGAAUGUGACGAAGCAGACCAAAGUCACACCCGUGCUUGUCUGGACCGCUUUCAACAGAGUUAUCCAGUACAAGAAGGCUCAAUUUCCUGCAAGCGAAGACGAUCACAAGCUCGGUGCCGAAUUCAAUGAGAAACUCCCUGUGUGGAUUGAGGAGGGCAAGAUCAAGCCUAACAAACCAAAAGUUAUCCCUGGUGGGCUGGACGCUGUUGCGCAAGGGUUUCAGGAGUAUCGGGAUGGCAAGAUUUCUGGUUACAAGCUCGUGUAUGAACUCUGAUUUGCUUCUGACUCUCGGGAAUGAAUAAGUUUCUCAUGUCGAUAGAGUAUAGACAUAGUCAUUAGCAUGUAAGCAAAUGGUUCCUAGGAGCUGAGAUCGUGAAAUAAAU
Fusarium oxysporum Fo47 is the source of this 1224-nucleotide messenger RNA. RefSeq names its product zinc-binding alcohol dehydrogenase family protein. The record is from RefSeq and is a predicted model, not a curated record. Lineage: Eukaryota; Fungi; Ascomycota; Sordariomycetes; Hypocreales; Nectriaceae. The coding region runs from base 66 to 1115 and encodes 349 amino acids. The transcript has 5 exons. Gene Ontology annotation, molecular function: oxidoreductase activity, acting on NAD(P)H.